AACGGUUUAAUCAUUUAUAAUUAUAUUUGUAAUUUAAGGUUGUAGCUAAUUAUUUGAUGUGAUUAUGGAUCAAGAAUAUUAUUCGUCUAUGUAUAAAUGGUUCGAAAAAUGUGGAGUGAUAUCAAACAUAAGAACGCAUCUUCGUCAAAAUUUAAUAAACGCAUUAAAAAAUAAAGAUCUUAUAUUGAAAAGCGAUGGUCCCAAAUCUGCAAAACAAUACAUUUACGAUUUAUUAAUAGCAGAGUAUUUAUUUAAUCAUAAUUAUGCUUAUACUUUGUCUGUAUUUGCCAGUGAAGCACCAUUGUUAAUAAACUUUACAAAUAAAAUAAUUCAAAAGUCUAAUGGGAAUGAAAAUGAUAAUAAAGGGAAAUUAGAAAAUGAUUAUAUAUUACACACAUUGGAAACAUUGGGUAUUAAUCCUCAUGAUGCUAAAGGUCAAUAUGUUAUAUCACAGUACACUAAAAAUGAUAUGCCAUUACUCUUAUGCAUACUCAAGUGCAUAACAAUGUUCUCCUAUAAUAUGCAUAAUAGUGUGCCAAUAAAAGAGAAAGUAAUUUUGUGUAAUGAGUCCACACAAACUCAAUUUUCUUGGCAAUCUCAUAGCUUGCAAGUAGAAAAAUUAAUUGCCCUAAAAAGAAAAAUAUCUAUGCAUAAGCAAAUAGUAGAUGAUAAGCUACGUAAACGAGAAAUUAUAUUAAAAGAACAAGCAGUGCUUAUUGAACGGCAACUGGAUGUAUUAAAUACAAAAUUGCAACAAGUUCAGAAUGUUGCACGUUCAAUAAGCUUGAAAGAACAACAGCUAACGGAAAAAUCACAGAACAGUGAAAAACAAAUUUUACAGAAAGAAAUGGAAUUGGCAUUAAAAGAAAGAUUAUUAUUACAGGAAGAAAAUAGACUGCAGAGGGAACAAAAUGACUGCAAAAAGUUGGAAGAAGACUUAAAAAAAUUACAGGAAGAAGAAAAAACAAAAAAAAUAUCUACAAGUCGCAAUUUAAAAAAUAUAGAUAUACAGACGGACUUUGUAAUCGAUUUAUUGCAAGAAGAUAAGAUCAAGAUGCUUACUAAAGAAAAGGAAGAAUUAACUACUCUUAUAGAAGAUCAACAAUUAAAAAUAGAACAAAUAACCCAACGUGCCCUCCAGUUAUGUAGACAAAUAGAAGGAAUACAUGCGUUAAAGUCCACUAGCAUAGACGCUCCAGCGCAAACUGUAAAUACAAAUACAAUCAUCAGUGAAAGUAGUUCAACAGAAGAUAUUCUUCAGGAUGCAAAAUUAAGACUUAAACGCUUGGAGGAAGAAAGUUUGAGAGCAGAUCAAUAUUAUUAUAAUUUUAUUAAUAAUUCGCCUUAAUGUUACUCCUAAUAGUAAUUUAAUAGCUGUACAAUAAGAAUUAGCAAGGCAUCAUAUAUGUAUAAGAAUAAUUUGCAUACUGCAACAGUAUCAUUCAUAUUGAAUUAUAUAAUAUAAUGCAUAUAAUAAUUAGAUAGAAAUAUGAAUAAAUGUUUUUCUCGGUUUUUGGAGUACAUAUUACAUGGUAAGUACAAUGAAUGAACAAUCAGGUAUGAAAUUUGUGACAAUGUCUUUAUUGCAAUCACUAAUUCCUAUUUAUUAUAAACUAUAUAAAAUUUCAAUUAUAUGUACAAAUUUAAGACUGAAUUG
Molecule: messenger RNA, 1657 nt
Organism: Colletes gigas
Lineage: Eukaryota; Metazoa; Arthropoda; Insecta; Hymenoptera; Colletidae
Product: reticulocyte-binding protein 2 homolog a-like
Exons: 4
Coding region: 65-1348 (427 amino acids)
Molecular function (GO): protein binding
Source: RefSeq, a predicted model, not a curated record